This is a messenger RNA of Penicillium riverlandense, 1986 nucleotides long. RefSeq names its product S9 family peptidase. The transcript has 3 exons. The record is from RefSeq and is a predicted model, not a curated record. Bases 1 to 1986 code for a protein of 661 amino acids. Lineage: Eukaryota; Fungi; Ascomycota; Eurotiomycetes; Eurotiales; Aspergillaceae. Gene Ontology annotation, biological process: proteolysis. Gene Ontology annotation, molecular function: serine-type endopeptidase activity.
AUGGCUCCCUCCCAGCUUGCGCCAUAUGGCCGCUGGACUAGUCCACUAACCGCAGAGCAAUUAUCAACAGACAGCAUAUCGCUCCACGAAGUAGUUGUCGACGAACCAAGCGGUGCCAUCUACUCAGUCGAGUGCCGUCCAACCGAAAAUGGGCGCUUUGCCAUCAUGCAGCAUCUAAAUGGGCACAGCCAAGACAUCCUGCCCAAAGAAUUCAGUGCGCAGGCCAGCGUGCAAGAGCUAGGCGGGGGCUCCAUUGCAAUCAGACCGGAUGGCCAGAUUGUAUUCUCAGACCGGAAAUCGUGCGGCAUUUAUCUUCUAAACCCAGUUUCAUCGCAAACCACCUGCGUCCACGCAGCGGUCAAGGGUCUUCGCUACGCCGAUUUCAGCGUUCACCCCACAACCAGCCAAUGGAUCAUCGCGAUCAAGGAAGACCACCGUGAUGCAACGCCUGAAACCCAAGCAACGCAUGUGCACAAUACAUUGAUCGCCAUAGACAUUGCAUCUAGCAAAGAAAUGAUAAUUGCGCAAGGCGAUGACUUCUACUCGCAUCCCAAGUUCGAUCCCUCCGGCAAAUACGUCUCCUGGAUUCAAUGGUCGCAUCCCGAUAUGCCCUGGACGGGCACUGUGCUUUACGUUGCUGAGUGGGAUGAUGGGUACCUGAAGAAUAUCACCCGUGUAGCGGGCAAAGCCAAGGAGGAGAGUAUCGCGCAGCCGAAAUGGGGGCUUGAUGGGGUGUUGUACUUUGCUAGUGAUCGCACUGGAUAUUGGCAGUUGUACUCGUUUGACGUGGAUCAUCAGUCUGUGCGGUAUCUGGAGUUUCAGGGCUUGGAGCAGUCGGACUUUGCCAUUGCGGAAUGGUUGCUUGGAAGUUCAACCUAUAUAUCCCUCGACACAACCACCAUCAUGGCAGCAGUUAUCACCAACGCCACCAGCAAAAUCGUCCGCCUCAAUACAUCCACCCUAUCCGUCCACAACCUCGACCUUCCCUACGUGGACUUUGCAAACCCAGGCAGCGGAAUCUUCCGCGUAUCAUCCAACAGCGUCGCAAUCGUGGGCGCAUCAACGACCGCACCCCAGGAACUAGCCCUAGUAUCAAUCAGCACCAACAACGAAGUCCAUAAGACCAUCCUCGCAUCGACGGCCUCAUUCACCAUACCAGCAGAAUACGUCUCCCGCGCAACUCAUCUAACAGCACCCCAAAAACACGGUCCGCGCACCGACGGCAAUGUGCACUUUUUCUUCUUCCCGCCUCGCAACCCGGACUGCUCGCCGCAUGACAGCAACGCUCUUCCCCCUCCCCCGGUCCUAGUCCACGUCCACGGCGGACCAAACGGGUGUGUCACCCCGGCACUCAACCUCGAGAUCCAAUACUACACGACGCGUGGCUUCGCCGUCUGCGCGGUGAACUACACCGGCUCGACGGGGUUCGGCCGCGAAUACCGCGAGCGACUAUCUGGAUACUGGGGACUGGUCGAUGUAGGCGACGCAGUCAGCGCAGUAGACUACUUGAUUGAGAAAGGGCUAGUCGAUAAAUCGCGCGUCGGGAUCUACGGCGGCAGCGCAGGCGGAUAUCUCACUUUGCAAGCGCUGCACCUGUACCCCGGAGUCUGGGCGGCGGGGGUGAGUUCGUACGGGAUCAGCGAUGUGCGCGCGCUGCAAGCGGAUUCGUAUAAAUUCGAGAGUCAGGACGUGGACCGCUUGCUUCUGAGUGGGACGCCGGUUGAGGAGAGAGGAGCGGAACUUGAGAAGAGGAGCCCAUGUUACUAUGCUGAGAGGAUGAAGGCGCCGUUGCUAUUGUUGCAGGGGACCGAGGAUGUUGUUGUUCCUGUUGCGCAGGCCAGGAUGAUGGCUAGUGCGAUGCUUGAGCAGGGGAGAGUGGCGGAGGUGGUUGAGUUUGAGGGAGAGGGACAUGGAUGGAUUGGGCAGAAGGCCAUUUGUGAGUCGUUGAAGAGGAAGGAGGGGUGGUGGACAAGAUAUUUGACCUGA